Closterium sp. NIES-67 is the source of this 1649-nucleotide messenger RNA. Lineage: Eukaryota; Viridiplantae; Streptophyta; Zygnematophyceae; Desmidiales; Closteriaceae. The record is from the annotation of a GenBank genome assembly.
GGACAACCUUUUUCAACCAAUCCGCUGCUCAUGAUGUUCCCUCCCCAGGUUAGCUUGUAGGUGCUGGGAGUAACACCUUUCACCUUCUGAAUAGUAGGUGCUAGGCUCGGCCUUAUCUCGAUCUCGUUCCAUCUGCUAAGCAUUCCCCUCGUUGCCAGUGACUUUCUUAAACGACGGGCUGAUCCUUAUUCUGUUGAAACCGAAUUAGUUUCCCGAUUCAGCAAUUUCGUCUUUUAUUUCCGUCAGAAGAGCGAUCAACUUUUUGUAUUACUAAUGGACUCCGCAGGGGACCCGAGUUGGAAGAGGUCAGUGUUCGACCUCUCUCACUUUACCUCAACCCCCUCCUUGCUUCUUCCUGCCGCUGUCGAUCUGCACGCAUCGCCGCCUAACCCGUCUACUACGUUCACGUCCCCAUCUGACGUCUUCUCCGUGCAUGCUAUGGGACCCUCGUGGCGUCACCAUGAUGCUUCCGCGACCUCCGCUCCCGGUCUCGACCCCUACUACGACUUCCUCUCUUCCAGCGGCCCCAAAAAGCAGAUUCAGCGAAAGUCGUCCGGGGGGCCGUCGUCUUCGUCAGACCCUUUAAGGAGACCCUCAAGACAGAAUUCUUACCAGCGGCGAUUAACCGACUCUCCCCUCCCAGCAGAUUACCGUGUCUCCUCCUCCUCUUCCUCGUCCUCCUUCUCCUCGUCGAUCAGCGACGGCCAAAAUCGCGGAGGUCAGCAGCAGCGUCAUCGUCCCGGCAUGUCGUUUCAAAGCAACCCGGUUCGGUUACAAGGAGACCCAGUCGAGGCUCAUCUCGCCCACGCCGUUUCCGAGCUUGCUGCGACGAGAGCUCCACCUGCCGAAGAGCUCCUGGGAUUUUCCGAGCAAGAUAUUCAAGAUUCCCACCAAAUUGAUGGACGAUCCGGGACACGAAAAGAAUUGAUCGCAGGGACGCCGCCAGCUGCUAGGAUGAUGUCGCGACGUGCGAUCCUGGUGGUGACCGUCUUUCUGUUUCUCCUGAUAGUGCUGCCGGCGCUUCUCCCGAGUAUUUCGCCUCCGCCUUCAGCGCUGCUGGUUAUUCCCGUGAUGCUCAUGUUCAUGCUCGUCUAUCUAGCCCUGGCUCCUCAUCACCUCCCUGGGAGGAACCACGUUUACACGUAGCUCUUCUCAUUUUCAAGUUUAAGGUAGCUGCAGUGCUCCCAGCUUCAGUCUUGCCUAAGUAAAGCGUUUCUUUGCAGGCAUUAUUUCUGGGAUGUCCAAGACAUUCGUGAAGGCUGACAUUGUGGGGCUCAAUAUCAAUUCGCCUAGAUUGCCAUCAAAUGAAUGAGUACGAUCUGAGAGAUCCUGGCAAUCUACCACAGAGAAGCAAUUCAACGGCUUUUUAGUUCCAUUUGCAGACAUCAGAACAGUACCAUGCACCAGGCUCAAAACUCCUUUUCUGGAUGCAGGGUUUAUGGGAAUGAGACCAAGCUAGCAACUGUUUGGAUUGGAACAAGCACUGCACUCCCAAGCGACAUGCCUGCAUGAAUAACCAUCACGAGCCCAAGUGCUCACCCCUAGACAACCAUUCAAGUCUAUGGUACCUACCCACCCUCAAGCCUGAACCAGGAAACCUAGACAACCAUUCAAGGGUAUGGUACAGAACAUCUAGGCACCUCGAACUU